This is a messenger RNA of Frankliniella occidentalis (western flower thrips), 1442 nucleotides long. RefSeq names its product survival motor neuron protein (gene Smn). Gene Ontology annotation, molecular function: RNA binding. The transcript has 7 exons. Lineage: Eukaryota; Metazoa; Arthropoda; Insecta; Thysanoptera; Thripidae. Bases 139 to 1041 code for a protein of 300 amino acids. Gene Ontology annotation, biological process: mRNA processing. The record is from RefSeq and is a predicted model, not a curated record. Gene Ontology annotation, cellular component: cytoplasm; nucleus.
GAGGAGAGGCGCCUCAAACCUCCAUCACCUCCAUGUUCGCUUAGUUGACGUUUCGCAUUUCCGAUAAGUUAUUUGAAGGAAUAUUUGAAUGAAAGACACCUACUGGAAACUUAUCAGCUGUAUUGAAACUGCCAGAAAAUGCCGAGAGGGCGUGCACCUGAGGUAGUGCUAUUCGCAAGGAGCAGCCAGGAUGGAGAUUCUACUGCUGAUGAUUGGGACGACACUGAACUGCUGAAAGAGUACGACAAAGCAGUUCGGCCUAUUAAGGCCUUGGUGGCAGAGAGGAUGGGAUUAAGCAAUGCUGAAUUACAAGAAGCAUCGGCUACUGAAAGUUGUGCCAGUUCAUCUAAGGAAGCUUCGAAGGGUCAGAAAAGAAAUCAAAAAAAGAGACGUAGAAAAAAUAAAAGCAAACAGCAAAGGGAGUGGGCUGUUGGGGAUCACUGUCAGGCAAUAUUUACUGUGGAUAGCAAUUGGUAUGAAGCAACUAUAGUGUCAAUAGAUAAAGAACAGAUGACCUGUACUGUACAGUAUGUUGGAUAUGGAAAUUCCGAAGAACAGUCUUUAUCUGCACUAGCUCAUUCAAUGGGAGCUGCGGUGAGAAGGGAACAGGGGCGUAUAGCUAAUUUAGAAAAGAACUCCGAAGCAGAAGCCAGUCAGAGUGAUGAUAUCUUUGACCGAUCGUCCCAAGCCAGCUCAACUAUUUCUAAUUCAAGAGAUCAUCCUCCAGCUAGGAGAUCUAAGCUCAAUGUGCCUAAUAAACUAGGAAAUUCGGGCCACACAUCUCACACAAGAGACUUUCAUCCUCCUAAGUUCAGAAAGAUGCCUGGUCACAGCUUCCCAAAUAUCACAGAGUUUACAGCAAACCCAGCAAUUCAUGAUAUGGUACCUCCUCCACUUCCUCCUCACAUCCUGUCAGGUCUUCCAGAGGAUGAUUCAGAGGCCUUAUCUGCAAUGCUCAUGUCAUGGUAUAUGAGUGGAUUCCACACAGGAUAUUAUCAAGGAAUGAAACGAGCUAAAAACUGCACCCCAUCUCAACACUGAUCUUCCACACGCCUGCAGAUUAAAACCUUCUAUUUGUAGUUACAUUCUUAUGCUUCCCUUUACGAGUGCUAGCUUGACUUGUUCUGCUACCUCACAGCCUCAAACAUUACAUCUACUUGACGUUUUGUGUACAUGUUAAGGUAUGUUUUUGGUCCUUUUAGUUGUCGACAUCUAAUCAGUCCAAUAAUAGAUAUUGACACCUGACGAGUAAAAGGUUUUGGGUCUGAUGAAAGUGCUGUUGGUUCAGGAUUUGAUGUGGGUUCCCUAUUAUGCUAAACUGGAACACUAUCUCUAUUCUGUAGACGGCCUUCAGAAAAUGCUUUAAAUAUUCCUUAACCAUGUAUAUGCUCUGUAAAUACUUCAAUUUAAAAUAAAAUUAAAAGAAUGUUCCAAGUACCGUA